UAUUAUUGAAAGCAUGGAGGUCACAGGAGCUACACAGAUACCCGCCAUCUCAGAACUUGCAGCAAAGGCAAAAAAGGCCUUCGUUGACAAAUUUGGGUGUGAACCACAAUGUGCAGCUUAUGCCCCGGGGAGGGUCAACCUCAUCGGGGAACACACCGACUACAACGAGGGAUUUGUAUUCCCCAUGGCACUUCCACAAGUAACUGUUUUUGUUGGAAGAAAGUCAGAAGGGAAUGUCUGCCGUGUUCUCACUCUUGCGGACUCAGUUGAUGCUCCCAAUUAUGUGGAAUUCCCAGUCCCUUCAGCUGAGACGCCCUUAAAGCCCGGUACACCAAAGUGGGCAAACUACGUCAAGGGGGUUGUGGCAAAUUACAAAGGAAAAGUUGUCCCAUUUGAUGCGGUUGUGAUUUCCUCUGUACCUCUAGGAGGGGGCGUGUCUAGCUCCGCCUCUCUAGAAGUAGCCACUUAUACUUUUCUGGACGUCCUCACUAAUGGUGGAGGGGAUGUAUCCAAGAAAGACAAGGCCCUGGCUUGUCAGAAAGCAGAGCACGACUUUGCAGGGAUGCCUUGUGGAAUUAUGGACCAGUUCAUCUCUGUCAUGGGACAAGAGGGUCAUGCUCUUCUUAUAGAUUGCAGGUCAAUGGAAGGUCAACUGGUUCCCAUGAAUGACCCAAAUGUGGUUGUCUUGGUAACCAAUUCAAAUGUGAAGCAUGAAUUAACCGGUUCUGAAUAUCCGACCAGGAAGAAGCAGUGCGAAGUGGCAGCCCAGCUGAUGGGCAAGAAAAGCCUGAGGGAGGCCACCAUGAAGGAUUUAGAAGAAAUGAAAAGUAAACUAGAUGAUGUGACAUACAAGAGAGCCCGCCAUGUAAUAGGGGAGAUAAUUCGAACAGAAGAGGCAGCUAAAUGUUUGGAGCUCGGAGAUUACACUAGAUUUGGAAAACUCAUGGUGGAGAGUCACAAUGCAUUGCGAGAUGACUAUGAGGUAUCUUGUCCAGAGCUUGACGAGCUGGUUUCAGCAGCCAUGGAGGUAGAUGGGGUGUAUGGAUCCAGAAUGACGGGGGGUGGAUUCGGGGGGUGCACCGUUACUCUGCUGAAGAAGGAAGCAGUGGAGAAAGCCAUCCAGCAUAUACAGAAGCGCUACAGUCAAACAGCGACAUUCUAUGUGUGUCCCCCAGCAUCGGGAGCCGCCCCCCUGUCCCUAGCCUGAGGUCACUCUGUGUUCUGUAGCUGGAGAUUCCAUCGUUCAUCAACUUGGGCAGGAAUUAUUUAUUUGACAGAAAUUUGGGAUUACUUUGUUAUGCUAGCCAUAGUGUAUUGAUUUCUACAACUUCUUGUGAUUAAUACAAGUGUAUUUCCUGAAUCUCAUGUGUAAAAUAGUAGGUUUUAUUUAUAUAGUAUAGUACAUGUAUAUAAAAAUGAAUAUUAGUAUCUUGAACACUGACAUCUUGAAUACCAUGGAUAUUUCAAAGUGAUGUGAAAGUCCAAACCAGUUAUUCUUGGAGUAUUCUACCCCUGAUAGGCUAAUACAUGUAUAUGUAAUACUCAAAUAUCUUGGAAGUUUUUCUUGGUCCCAUUGAGUUUGAAAUAAGUUUUGACUGUAUAUAUGACUUGGACUGGUACAUGUAACUCGUAUAUUAAAUUAGAUUCAAAUAUCUGAGCGACACUGUUUGACAUGAUAUAUCCUGCAGUGACUUUAUAUAAAAUGUAAAGAUAAACUUUGAUUCAAAAAUAUUUAUUUAAACAUUUUAAUUUUCAUUGAAAUUUAUUCUGGCAUUUUUUUUCUUGUACCUAUGUGUGCACAAAUACAUGUUCUUCUGUAUUUAUUUACAAAUUCUUAAUAAUUAUGGAGGUUAAAAAAGCAGUUUAUGUUACUUAAUGUUAUAAAACGUAGUAAUUUUCUGUAUAAUGGACUUCCACACACAAUAUGUCUGUCUUUCAUUUUAUUGUUAAGAAAUGUUCCAUAUGAUAAGAAUCUCUUGAUUAAUGAGUACAUUUUAGAAUGUAUUACAUUACAAUUUGAAGUGUAGAUUGUAUAUGAGGGAUCCUGUAUUUGGCUAGGCAAUAAAUGACCGGUAUGCAAAA
Messenger RNA from Saccostrea cuccullata (small rock oyster), 2082 nucleotides. RefSeq names its product galactokinase-like. Gene Ontology annotation, biological process: carbohydrate phosphorylation; galactose metabolic process. The record is from RefSeq and is a predicted model, not a curated record. Gene Ontology annotation, molecular function: ATP binding; galactokinase activity. The transcript has 7 exons. Gene Ontology annotation, cellular component: cytoplasm; cytosol. NCBI's taxonomy places the organism in Eukaryota, Metazoa, Mollusca, Bivalvia, Ostreida, Ostreidae. The coding region runs from base 14 to 1207 and encodes 397 amino acids.